CAUUAUUUUUAGGAGUUUACAAUUUUAAUUGAGCACAAAGUAUAUAAAAAAAUGAUAAUGAACAACAAUAUAUUCGAAUAUUCAUCUACAAGUUAUUGUCAUACUCAUAUUUUCGCUCCCAACGCCCAACCAAUCAACCUGAUAAAUAUAUCUUCAUUUUCAUAUGUUCAAAUUUAUAAGCCUCCUUUAUCAAACAAAAAAUCAACUACCCUAGGGAAAAAAUGAUCUAUUCCUGAUUAUAUCUCUUUGCCGCCGGUCAGCGGGACCCAAACCGUUAGGCCGGCGCCGGUGGAGGGACCGGCCAUUUUCCAAAUUUCAAUUGUUUUUCAUUUUUGUUUUUUCCGUUUUCCCAGCCAGGUGGUUUACAAAGUGGCACGUGCUCCAAAUCACAGCCCCACUAGACCACAACAUAAAUUAAAAAAAAUAUUAAAAAUGAUGUGUCAGCAGGAGCCAGCUGGCUAUGAAUCGAGUCAACCCUCUUCCACCCGACCCGUAAAACGGACGUACGGUCAGGAUCAUUGAAUGAACACUGUACUAUCUCCAACUCGUACGGCCCAGAUCAAAGGAACUCGACAGCUAAGCUUUUCUGUCUCCCCAUUUUUUUACUGCUUCUUUUAUCUCUGGUUUUUACCGCUUGACUGUUGGGCCGGGUGAAAGCAGGCCCUACCCAAAAUGGUCCUCGAUGUGAAAAAAAAAGGUCGUGGGAAAUAAUUGGGUGGUGGGCUGGCAAUGGGCCAAAGUGGACAGAGGGCGGCAGGAAAAAAAGGAAUAAAAAGAGAGGCCAGCUGGAAUUAGCGGGACACAGCUGGCAACGUACGAAAUCCCUCAAAUACGCAGGGUCCUGUCGCCGUUUCCAUCGCCACAUUUCCCCUUUUGUUUACUUUUCCCCAACAACCACACACACAAAAAAAAAUUAUUAAAUAGGGCGCAUAGGCGAAUGUUACGCGACGAACAUGCAGAUGACUCGACGAGAACCAUUACAAAUACGUUUAACGCAACUGUCUUGACAAAUGGAAUCGUGCAAUCUUAUAUAUUGAAACAAUGCUACGCAUAGAUGAAGGCUACGAGGCGAGCAUGCAGAUGUCCAUACGAGAAUCAUCGUGCAGGCAUUCGACGAAGCAAGUUACAUACUUUGAGUCCGAUGAUAUUUGAUACGUAGGCAUUUUCAACAAACCCUCCGUAGUCUUUCACAAUGCAAACGAUUCAAAUUUGUGAUCAAGAGCAAAAAAUAAGCAUUCGAACGAGUAAAGAUCUCGCGAUAGCCGUUGUAAUGUACUUUGAUAUCAGCUCAAAUCGUCUUAUAAACACUCCAUCCCGUGACCCAUUCACCAGACUGAAACGAAACAUUCGAGGUUCGAUUUGUCGAAGAAGAUUGGAGUUAUGUUGUGUGAAGUAGUAAUGAAGAAGAGGGUGUGGGAAUGUGCGAUGCAGCUGUCUGUCUUCGUCCCUUUGUGUGGCCUUUUCCUCUCCAUUAUUUCAUCCACUUCUUCUAAUUAAGGGAUACCGCAGCCACAAAUGCCCUCCCCAAGUACCCUUUUCUAGGGCUGCUCAGCCCCAUUCCAAUUUUUUUUAAGGACUACUACUCUCUCUCCAUCUCUGUUUUGUUUAUCAAUUUGGAGGAAGAAUACAGACCAUAGAUUCUAAAACCAAUGCGGAAACCCGGCUGGCCACUGUCCACGAGUACCCUUCUUUCCUUCUGGUACUUCCUCUCUCUACCGUGUCUAUAGUUUCCCAUUUCCGCCCCUAGGGUUACUUAUUUACUUAGUUUCAUUUUCAGUAAAUGGUGCUUUAAUUGAGUGAAUUUACAUUCCAGUAGAUGUUUUAUUUUUUAUAUUAUUAAUGUAAGUGUGAAAUAGAGGCGGUAAAUCCUAAAGAAGCCUCUGACUGACCAUCGAUAAUUUAAGAGAACGGGGUGAGAUAGAAUGACAAUCACUAAAAGAGUUGGAUAAAUGACACCCUCUAUUAAUUAUAGGCUUUUAAGGUAAUUGAUUUGUGUUGCAUUUAAUAAUCUGUCUGUAUUAAAAACUCAUGUUAAUUACUUACAUUUUCUCAGUGCAAUGGUAGUUCUACCUAGGGGUGGGCAACGAUUCGAUUCACAUCGGACCGAAUCGACUCUCAUACCGAAUCAGAUCGAACUGUUUAUCUUUCGAUUCGAUUUUGGUUCCUGAAUUUGGGACAUUUUUUCGGUUUUGGUUCGGUCCAGACCGAAAUCGUAUAGGUGCAAUGAUAGUUGUCCAGUACAAUGAUAUCAGUGUACAUGUGCAAUGGUAGUUUGAAAAAAAAAGGAAUGCAAUUAAUAUGAGUUCAGUGUACAUGUGCAAUGAUAGUUGCAUCAGUGUAAAUGUAUAAUGGUAGUUAAAAAAAAUGGAUGUAAUUAAUAUGGAUUUUUAAUUUCCAAAGAUUAUUAAAUGCAACAUGAAUUUAAUACAAUAAUUAACUAUAAUUAAUAGAGGGUGUCAUUUUUCCAACCCCAUAGAAGAAUUAGCAAGCUAACCGGUCCCAUCAGGAACACAAACAUUACGAAAAUUUAAUGUACGAAAAGAAAAUGUCUGAGUGAUUACCGAAAGCAAAUUAUCUUAUUCUAUCAUAAAAACUAUUUUUAUAAACCAUCAUAUAAUUUUCAUGUCUACAUACGUUAUGAUGAGAACUUAACAUUUUUGUUUGGAUGGAUCAUUUUCUAGUGGUAUAGAUAAAAAUAAACAACAAUUUAUGCAUAGUCUAAUGUGCAAUCAUUCUUGCAAAACGGUAAAAGGGUACAUUUGCAGAUUUAUACCCUAAUUAAGAAAUGCACAGCAACUACAACUUUGGUCAAUUUUAGCCAUAGAUGGAGAUUAUUAUUUCGAGUGGCUGUAGCUAGCGUAGGCAAAAUUCACGUACCCUAGAGAUACUAUAGAAUCCAAGCUUCUCAAAAACCCUACUCCCCAUCAUAAAACGAAUAAUCUUAAUGGUCUGGAAUCUAAUAAUUAAUGACCACGUUAAAUUUUGGAAUGUUAUGUGUCACUGUUGUCUGUAAUUAAAGCACCUGUAAAUGACAUGAUUAACCCAUGUGUACAAAAUCAGAAAGGUUGAUUUGUUGAAGUUGGAGUAAUAGUUAUAGAAGUGACAAAUGGCUUUCUGGAGAGAAAAACUGAAUUUUCAUUUGAUUAUUUAUCCCUAGUUAUCUUUUGUACCUAUAUAGUGUUUGCAAAGUGGAGAAGUGUUGAAAGAAGAGCAAGUUAUCGAAAGAGGGUGUAUUUGUAGAUAUUACUAUAUAGUGUUUGCAAAGAGAGUGUUAAUAUUGAUAUAAUUAUCAAGAUAUCGUUGAAUAUUCUCGUAUUGAAAGAUGAGCAAGUUCUCAUUUAUAAGAAGAGCAAACAUGUGAGUGAUUUUUAUUUAUUUUCACGAUAAUCAGAGAUUAAAUUUAUACUGUUAACUUUUGGUGAACAUAAUUACGAUCUUACAUCAAUAUCUUAAAAUAUAGUCAAACAUACAUGCAAUGCUUGUAAUGUAUUUGGGAAUUAGAAAUAUUUGUAAGAACUCUUUGCCCUCCUCUCCCCUUAUCCGGCUCUUUGGUUAUCAAGGUUCAAAUUCAUAAGCUUCGAUUAUUUUACUUUUUACUCAACUUUUUAAUGAUGCACUUGUCGAACUUUAAACCGGUUUUCGAAUAAUCAAGUCAAUACGAUGUAUGUUUUUGGUGAUGGAAAAACAUAGUAUUCGAUAGGUCUAUCAAUUGAUUGGAUUUUGGUUUACAGGAGCCCAUAUUCUAAUCAUAGUGGUAAUUAAGUGUGUUUUAAUAUGCUUAAAUUGCAAAAUACUAUUGUGUGAUAAACUAAUUUUUGUUUGUGUUUGAAUAUAAAUAAAUUAAUAAAAGCUACUAGAUAUAUAUCAAAUGCCAAUUUCAAUGUUAUUUUUACAAUUUACACAUCACAAGUCCUUUCUAACCAAAAACAAAAGUAUAUAAUUAUAUAUAUACCACCACGUAAAUGUCAAAGGACAAAUAAUUUUGUGCAGGAAAAUAAUAUACCGAUAACUGAAAAUCAGUCUUAAAAAGCCAAAAAGGGCUAAUGCCUUUUGCCUGCCCAACGAAACAAAGCAUGCUGAUAGGCACUAUCAUAGUACAUGAUUGACCAGAGGAAAUUAGAGAUUCCUUUUAGUUAUAUAUUCUCCAUUUGCUAACGGUUUCAAUUUAACUAAGAAGUGAAAACUAAACCAAUCAACUCUUGGGGGUUGGCAGAGAAAUAAUAGAAUUAUAGGCUAGUGUUACUAUGUAGGGUAUUUUAAUGAGUUGAGCUGGCUUGAUAUUCAGUUCGAUAAAAAUCUAUUCGAUUAAGAGAAAAAUCGACUCGUUUAAUAACAAGUCAAAUUUGAGUUAAGUCUUGAGUAGUUCGUGAACCAGCUCGACUAAGUGGUUUGUUGAGCUAAACUCACGAGCUCUCUCGUUUUAAGUUCAUGAGAUGCAUCAACGUUGUGAUUAGUGAGCAAACUCGACUACCGGGUUACGCGGAAAUCAAUCUAUAUCUUAUGAGUUGGCUUGUUGAUAAUUCAUAGAUUAAUUGAAUUGUAUAUCUCACAUGUUUAAGAUUUUGAGUAUGUGGGCACAUAUGUCUCAUAUAUGACACGAGACCAGUCAAUCACAUGUAUCAUAUAUGACAUAUAAAUAUUAUGAUAUAAUUUGUAAAUGAUCAGAUUGAGUUCGAGCCAACUUACUGAUGAGUCAUGUAGGUUUGAAGAAAAGAGUCGGCUCGAGCUCGACUCAGCUCGUUUAUAAAUGAGCUUAUUAACAAGUCAAACCUAAACAAGGCAAAUCUCGAGCUCGACUCAGCUCGUUUAUAAACAAUCAAUUUUCGUAACAAGUGCCCACUAAAAUUUGACGAGAUUUAAAAAAAUAAUGUAAUCCAGAUUAAAAGAAGCACAUUUCACGGAUCUAUCGAGAAUGCAACUUCAUAUUUCUACACUACUAAGCAAGUCACAAUCCAAAGUACCAUCUUUCUUUUCCUUUCUUUUUAAAAUUGCCAAUGCUCCCUCCCCCAAUUCGGAAAAAGGUCAUAAUCAAAAGAAGAGUCAAAACAAUCAACAGCAUCAAAUCUCAAUCAAAACCAAGAGGGGCAGUUUGGUAAACAGCACCGUAGAAAAAAAGUGAUACCUAAAUUAAAAGCAAAAAAGAACACAAGUCAAAAUUCGCCAUAAACCCCCAAAGAUCUUCCAAUCAAAACGGUAAAAAAACAAAACUAAAAUAAUUUCAAUUAUAAGUGACUCUAAUUAAAAUCCAUACCUCGUCAUUUUUCUUACAUCACGCUCAGGGGCAAAUCUGUCAUUCUCUCACCCUUUAUAACUCUCUCUCACCCCGUCCCACCCUCUCCUUUUUAUUUCUCUCUCUCUCUUCCUCCCUUCACUUUCAUUUCUCCCCUCUCUGCUUGAAACGACGAGAAGGAAUAUAAAAAAAAGAACAAAAAAAUUGAACCCCUCUCUCUUUCAGACCUUUUAUCGAACAGGUCAUCUGCAAGCCGAAGCCCGGGGGGAGAGUAAAGGAGUUUCCCGGCGGCGAUUUGUUCUGUUUUCUUCUUCCGCCCUCUCCCAGCGGGGAAGAGGCCUGGAAUUCGCGUACGGGCGGGUUUUCUGCUGGUUGGCUUCUGCUCAUUGAGCCGGCCUGGGUAAUAGGAUACAGAGGAAGGAGGCAGUGGGCCGGGAUUUGGUUCUUUCCGCGAUGUGACGAAUUUGUUGCUCUGAGAUUGGGGGGGUUUUCGAUUUUAUUUUGCGAAGAUGGGCAAGUUGGCGGUGGGAGUAGCGGUUGGGGUGGCGGUGGCGACUUGUGCGGUGGCCGGGGUGGUGGUGGGGAGGAGAUUGAGGAGUCGAAGGAAGUGGAGGAGAGUGGUGGGAGUGUUGAGGGAGUUGGAAGAGUCGUGCGAGACGCCGGUGGGGAGGCUGAAGCAGGUGGUGGAUGCUAUGGCCGUGGAGAUGCAUGCUGGAUUGGCUUCCGAAGGAGGGUCCAAGCUGAAAAUGUUGCUCACUUUCGUUGACCGUUUGCCUACUGGGAGUGAAAUAGGAACUUAUUAUGCUCUAGAUCUUGGCGGUACUAAUUUUAGGGUAUUGCGGGUUCAGCUAGGAGGUACAAGGUCCUCGAUAUUGUCGAAAGAUGUAAAAAGGCAGCGCAUUCCUCAGCACUUGAUGACCAGCACAAGUGAGGACCUCUUCGAUUUCAUUACAUCAAAACUGAAACAGUUUGUUGAACAAGAAGAAACUGUAUCUGAAGCUGCUCAAUCUAGGACCAGGGAGCUAGGGUUCACAUUCUCUUUUCCAGUUAAACAGAUUUCUAUUCGUUCUGGCUUCCUGAUACGGUGGACCAAAGGGUUUGCUAUUGAAGAUAUGAUUGGAUGCGAAAUUAUUGAACGUUUACAAGCAGCAUUGAUGAAGAAAGGUUUAGAUAUGUGUGCGACUGUAUUGGUGAAUGAUACUGUUGGAAUCUUAGCCCUUGGACACUAUUAUGAUGCAGACACUGUCGCUGCUGUUAAAAUUGGAACAGGCACCAAUGCCUGUUACAUGGAGAGGGCAGAUGCAAUCAUCAAAUGCCAAGGACUCCUUACAUCUUCCGGAGCCAUGGUGGUCAACAUGGAAUGGGGAAAUUUCUGGUCAUCUCAUUUGCCGAGAACAACUUACGAUAUUGAAAUGGAUAUGGAGAGCCCCAAUCCAAAUGACCAGGGUUUCGAGAAAAUGAUAUCUGGAAUGUAUCUCGGUGAUAUCUUCAGAAGAGUACUCCUCAGAAUGUGCAAGGAAUCUGAUGUCUUUGGACCUGUCUCAUCGAAAUUAUUGAUACCUUUCGUGCUGGAAAUGCCUCUCAUGGCGGCAAUGCAUGAAGAUGACACUCCUGACCUGAAGGUAGUAGCUGCCAUCCUAAGAGAAAAGCUAGAGAUCCAGGACGUUCCUCUAAAGGCACGGAGGCUGGUCGUCAAAGUGUGUGAUGUGGUGACGAGGAGAGCUGCAAGAUUGGCAGCUGCCGGCAUUGUGGGAAUACUAAAGAAAAUUGGCCGGGAUGGAACCGGAGGGAUAACUGGCAGCAGAAGUAGAAGCGACGCGAAGAUGAGAAGAACGGUAGUAGCAGUAGAAGGAAGCCUGUACACGAGCUACAUGAUGUUCAGAGAAUACUUGCACGAGGCAUUGAAUGAAAUACUGGGCGAAGAUGUGGCGCAACACGUCGUGCUCAGAACGACGGAGGAUGGAUCGUGCGUCGGGGCAGCUCUCCUUGCCGCGUUACAUUCUUCUUCUUCGUCAUCGUCGGAGGGCCUGCAUCGUCGACGAUAGUGUGGAACUGUGGAUAGCUUGGGUAAGGGUACAGUUGCUAUAAAUAUAUAUAUCAUUCAUAUAAUCAUAUAUAUAUUUAUACGUAUAGCAAUCAAUCAGUCAGUCAGUCAGUCAGGGUAUAGCUGCCUUUCCUCCCCCUUGUAAAUGUAGAAAAUUAUUUUGGGAAUCCCUUUUGGUGGUUAUAUAAAUAUAAGAAAGAAGAUGAAGAAGAAAAAAAAAGGUUGGUCUCCAGAAACUCUCGUCUGUUGUCUCUCUUUUUCUCCAUCCCUCUGUCCCUCCAUGUUCACCUUCUGUAAAUUUGGUUUUGGCACUCAGGUCAAAGAAAAGAAAAGAAAAAAA
This is a messenger RNA of Linum trigynum, 7614 nucleotides long. The record is from the annotation of a GenBank genome assembly. Lineage: Eukaryota; Viridiplantae; Streptophyta; Magnoliopsida; Malpighiales; Linaceae.